AUGAGUGGCCGCAAAGUAAACAUUGCAGAGUACUUGUUCACUCGACUCCGCCAGCUCGGAGUCAAAGAUCUUCAUGGUGUACCUGGUGACUUCAACCUUGUCGCGCUUGAUUAUGUUGAACCCUGCGGUGUGAAUUGGGUCGGUAAUUGCAAUGAGCUGAAUGCAGGCUAUGCGGCCGAUGCGUACGGCCGACUGAUGGGCAUGGGAGCGUUGGUAACAACUUUUGGAGUCGGCGAGCUGUCAUGUCUGAAUGCCAUUGCUGGCUCAUAUGCCGAGUUCUGUCCAGUGGUUCAUAUCGUUGGUACGCCAAAGAGAGCGGCACAGAAGAGUGGAAUGCUCCUCCAUCACACUCUCGGCAAUGGCGACUUUGACGUCUUUGCCAAAAUGUCGCAACCAAUUUCGAUCGCCCAGACGAACCUGAUGGACCCAGCGACAGCUCCAGCCGAGAUCGAUCGCGUACUUCAAGCAUGCUACGCCAACAGUCGACCAGUCUACAUUCAGCUCCCAGCAGACAUGGUCUUAGAAGAGGUGGACGCAAAGUUGUUGGAUACCCCCAUCGUCGUUGAGCCUCCGCCAAGUGACCGCCAGACGGAGGAAUUGGCAGCAGAGCUCAUCUUGAGGAAGCUCUAUGCUGCUAAGAGACCGACACUUCUGCUUGACGCUGGUUGCCAACGUCAUCGAGUCGAAGAUUUGACAGAGGAAUUCGCUCGGAAAACUGGGCUGCCGACCUUCAUCACUCCCAUGGGUAAAGGUACGGCCAACGAGCAGUCGCCCUUGUUUGGCGGUAUCUACAUUGGCAAACGCUCAGAGGAGAGUGUCCGAAGGAGAAUUGAGGAGAGCGACAUGGUCAUCACUAUCGGCAACGUCAAGUCAGACGUCAACAGUUUUGGCUUCUCUUACCAGAUCAGUCGCCUUUCUUCCGUCGACUUGCACUUUGACCACGUUGUCAUGGACUGCGCCAAAUUUGAAAACUGCUACAUGAAGUGGCUGCUACAACGCCUUGUCAACGAAGUUGAUCCGUCCAAGAUGCACAUGGACAAAGUCGAGACGCCUCUACUCAAAAGCACGCGACUCACCAAAGGUGAAGUAGCGAAAACUCAGGACAUCACACAUGAUUGGUUGUGGCCGCGCAUCUCGUCUUGGCUGAAAUCAGGUGAUGUUGUGAUCACAGAGACAGGUACAUCCUUCAUUGGUAUCUGGGAGACCAGAUUCCCACCAGGCGUGCAAGCUAUCAAUCAGACUCUCUGGUCUUCCAUAGGUUAUGGCCUCGGUGCAGCGCAAGGUGCAGCUCGCGCGAUGAAGACAUUAGGUGGUGGUCGAAGGACUAUUUGCUUUGAAGGCGAUGGAUCAUUCCAACUCACAGCUCAGGAAGUGUCGACGAUCAUCAGAGAAGACUUGGAUUGCACCAUCUUCCUGAUCGAGAACGACGGCUACGAAAUCGAGCGCUGGGUGCAUGGCAUGCAGGCCAAAUACAACGACAUCAGCAAAUGGCGAUACAGCAAGAUCGCAGAAGUUUUCACCCCCGAGGAGACCGCUUCCCAGCAUCGCGUCAAAUCGUAUAAGAUCGGCACUCGCCCAGAGCUUGAGCAGCUGCUGGCAGACGAAGACUUUUCGGCCGGAAAGGGCUUGCAUUUCGUCGAGUUGCAUAUGCCAAAAUACACCGCACCUCAAACGCUGAUCGACUUUGCUCAAAAUUUGUCCAAGAAGUCGGAUUAG
Messenger RNA from Aureobasidium melanogenum CBS 110374, 1716 nucleotides. Its product is annotated as pyruvate decarboxylase. The coding region runs from base 1 to 1716 and encodes 571 amino acids. The transcript has 5 exons. Gene Ontology annotation, molecular function: thiamine pyrophosphate binding; magnesium ion binding; carboxy-lyase activity. Lineage: Eukaryota; Fungi; Ascomycota; Dothideomycetes; Dothideales; Saccotheciaceae. The record is from RefSeq and is a predicted model, not a curated record.